UAUUAAUAAAUAAAUAACUCAGAAGACUUCAAAUUCUGCCAGGAGUUGCUCUCAAGUAAAACUCCAUCAAUAAAUCCAAUUAGAAUUCUUGAUAGUUUACUUAUAAAUAACCAUCCAUUCUUCCAAUGUAAAUUAAUUAAGCACCUCCCUUUUCCCCUUAACAAAUUGAUCAACUAUCAAUAUGUCAACCUCAAAGUCCAACCUCUUCAUGGUCGCACUACUACUAGUCUCGAUGACCAUCAUCAACACCAGCGGCGCCAGCGCCGGCACCAACCCAAAGUUCCCUGCCAUUAUCAUCUUUGGUGACUCAACAGUGGAUCCCGGUAACAACAACUAUAUCGACACAAUCUUUAAAGGCAACGUAGCCCCAUAUGGGAUAAACUUUCCAGGCCACGUUCCUACAGGCAGGUUUUCGGAUGGCAAACUUGUUACGGACUUUGUGGCAUCUUCUUUAGGGAUCAAAGAUGCCGUACCGCCUUUCUUGGACCCAAAUCUAUCAGACGAUGACCUCCGCGCCGGUGUUAGCUUUGCCUCUGCUGGUUCCGGAUAUGAUGAUUUAACUACAUUGUUGUCCAAUGUCAUCACGGUUUCAAGGCAAGUUGAGAUGUUUAGAAGCUACAUAGAGAAGCUUAAGGGAAUUGUAGGAGAUGAAGAGGCCAACAACAUCAUUGCUCAGGCUCUGGUGGUAGUCAGUGCAGGAACUAAUGACCUUAUUUUCAAUUUCUUCGAUAUACCAACAAGACGGUUGGAGUUCGACAUUAGCGGUUACCAAAGUUUUCUGCUGCAAAGACUAGAAGACUUUGUUAAGCAAAUAUAUGAUUUGGGAUGUCGAAACAUUGUCGUGGCUGGUUUACCUCCAGUUGGAUGCCUGCCGGUUCAAAUGACCGUCAGACUUGAGAAUCCAAUGAAUCGACAAUGCUUGGAGGAUCAGAACUCAGAUGCGCGAUCUUAUAAUGAGAAGCUGGUGAAAUUGUUGCCUGAAAUACAAGCGGAGGUGCCAAGGUCCAAACUUGUGUAUGCAGACAUUUAUCAGCCAUUGAUGGACAUGAUCAUUCAUCCUCAACAAUAUGGAAUUGUAGAAACAACAGUGGGUUGCUGUGGCACCGGUGUCCUGGGGCUUUCAUUAUUCUGUAACUCGGUGACAUCGGCAUGUGGAAAUCCUUCACAGUAUGUGUUUUGGGAUAGUGUUCAUCCAACCCAACAAGUUUACCGACAACUUGCCAAAUACAUCGUCAAGGAAGUCGUUCCCAAAUUAUUACCAAAUUAA
Molecule: messenger RNA, 1267 nt
Organism: Gossypium raimondii (Peruvian cotton)
Lineage: Eukaryota; Viridiplantae; Streptophyta; Magnoliopsida; Malvales; Malvaceae
Product: GDSL esterase/lipase At2g30310
Exons: 3
Coding region: 182-1267 (361 amino acids)
Molecular function (GO): hydrolase activity, acting on ester bonds
Source: RefSeq, a predicted model, not a curated record